UAAUAUAUUGCUGAUUCUGAUGAUAUGUGUAGUGAUUCAGUUGUGUCCCCUAUCCUGUAGAGGAUCCGGUACUGCAACAUCAAAUUCCAAUCCUUGAUUCGUUAUCCACAAUAACGUAACCUCUUCCCAGGUUUUCUCUUCAUUCCUCACCCGUUGUCCAUGCUAACUGAAUUCAAAUCUCCAACUUCCAACCAACAUUUUCUCACAUUUUACUAAAUGACAACAUUCUCAACCACAGAAUUCUUACCUCGUACACUCCCAUUUCCACUUCAACACACAAAUCGCAAUCCCAACAACACCCUAGUUCCUUCUUGCAUAUCCUCACUUCCCAAUCAAGGUAACAACAACAUUAACAAUAACAACCGUAAAAACCUUUCCGAUUCCAACUUAGUAGUUUCCACCGCUAAAACAAACCCUCAAAAUAACAUCAACCCUAAACACACCCCUUUAAUGAAAGCCUUCCAUCGAUCCUGCAACGCACGCAAGUACAAUGACUCUCUUUACUUUCUCCAACGCUUAGUAAACAAAGGUUACAGACCCACCGCCGCACUCUGCACAGGACUCGUCAAAGCUUUAUUCAGGUGCAGAAAAAUCGACAAAGUCGUUUGGGUCAUGGAAUUGUUGGAGAAAUACGGAGAACCCGAUGUUUAUGCUUACAAUGCAGUUAUCAGUGGGUUCUUUAAAGCCAACCGUGUUGAUUCUGCACACCAAGUGCUUGAUAAAAUGAAAAAGAGAGGUUUUGCACCUAAUGUUGUUACCUACAAUAUUCUUAUCGGUAAUCUUUGUUCUAGAGGGAAACUAGACUUGGCUUUGAAACUUGCUGAUGAGUUGUUGGAAGAGAAUUGUAAACCUACUAUGAUUACUUACAAAAUCUUGAUAGAAGCUACUAUUCUUGAAGGUGGUGUUGAUGUAGCCAUGAAGCUUUUGGAUGAUAUGUUGAAUAGUGGUCUUCAACCUGAUACAAAGUUUAUUUAUAAUUCAAUUAUGAGGGUUAUGUGUAGAGAAGGGUUGGUGGAUAAAGCUUUUGAGUUGAUUAGAAGUAUAAGUGACAAGGGCUAUUAUGUUCCAGAUGUGAUAUCUUAUAACAUUCUAUUGCAGGGUCUUUUGAGUCAAGGGAAAUUGGAAUAUGGGCAGAAAUUGAUGACUGAUAUGGUUUUGAAAGGUGUUCAGCCGAACGUUGUUACCUACAGCAUUUUGAUUAGUUCGCUUUGCCGUGGUGGUAAGGUUGAGGAAGCUGUGGGUUUGUUGAAGGCUAUGAAGGAAAAAGGUUUGACUCCUAAUGCUUAUAGCUACGAUCCGUUGAUUGCUGCAUUUUGUAAAGAGAGUAGAGUGGAUUUAGCGAUAGAGUUUUUGAAUAUUAUGAUCUCUGAUGGUUGUUUGCCUAAUAUUGUGAACUAUAAUACCAUAUUGGCUUCUAUGUGCAAGAAUGGUAAAGCUGAUGAGGCUUUGAAUGUGUUUGAGAAGCUUGGGGAAAUGGGUUGUCCUCCUAAUGUAAGUUCGUAUAACACAAUUUUCAGUGCUCUGUGGAACUUUGGGGACAAGAUUAGAGCACUGGAGUUGAUUUUGGAGAUGCUGAGCAAGGGUGUUGAUCCUGAUGACAUUACUUACAAUUCACUCAUAUCUUAUUUGUGCAGGGAUGCAAUGGUGGAUGAGGCCAUAAGUUUGUUGGUAGAUAUGGAGAGUAGUGAGUUUCAUCAACCUACGGUUAUCAGCUUCAAUACAAUUCUUCUUGGAUUGUGCAAAGUGCGCAGAAUUGAUGAUGCCAUUGAGGUGUUGGCCACGAUGGUUGAUAGAGGAUGUAUGCCUAAUGAAACUACUUACUUGGUAUUGAUAGAAGGGAUUGGUUAUGCUGGAUGGCCAAAUGAUGCCAUGGAGUUGGGUAGUUCCCUUGUUAGUUUGGGUGCUAUUCAUCAACACACAUUCAAACGUUUGUUCAAAAUCUUUCCCAUGCUUAAUGGUGUGAACGAAGAGCUCACUUUAUCAUAUCAUUAAGGACUACAUUGUUUUGUUCAAUUUUACCAGUCACUGGUUAAUUACACCUUUCUGUUUUGAGUUUAAAAGACAAGAUAAUGUAAAUGAGGUAGUUGUGUUGUCUCUUACGAGGAUGCCCUUGUUGUGCUUUCUUGACAGCAAAAAGGUUGUAAUUUGAAUGCCUAAUUAGAUAGACUGACAAUAACUUUUUUUGGUAAAAACUCGUGUAUUACUCGUAAA
Messenger RNA from Cicer arietinum (chickpea), 2211 nucleotides. RefSeq lists its product as uncharacterized. NCBI's taxonomy places the organism in Eukaryota, Viridiplantae, Streptophyta, Magnoliopsida, Fabales, Fabaceae. The record is from RefSeq and is a predicted model, not a curated record. Gene Ontology annotation, molecular function: protein binding.